This is a messenger RNA of Rotaria sp. Silwood2, 210 nucleotides long. The record is from the annotation of a GenBank genome assembly. NCBI's taxonomy places the organism in Eukaryota, Metazoa, Rotifera, Eurotatoria, Philodinida, Philodinidae.
ACCACCAUAAUGAACGUAAGUAUUAUUUAUAAAAUCUUUACUCAGCUCAUUAUGAAGUCAAACAUCAUAUGCAACUAUUAUUUUUAUAAAUAAUUCUUUCUUUUAUUUAAAAUUCUCGAAGCAAUACAAUCAAAUGUAAGUAUUAUUUUUAUAUUAAUAUUUAUCUUUUUUCAUUAUUUAGUUGAAUAUCAACGUCAAAAUUAUAUUUGA